UAAAACAGACACGCAAGCGGGUCAGAUUCAUUCUGGAGUGACUUAAGUGUGUUUUAAGUUUAGUGUUCUCACGGUUGUUUUGGUAAUGCCUCCUAAAAAAGCCUCUGCAGAGCCAGCUGCUGCGAUCCCAAAGGAUUCUGAGAAUGAAAUCGCUGAAACAAAACCAGAUGCUUCUGAAGGCUCCAGCGGUAAGACCGUUGCACGGAAAGUUUCUCCACACCCAUCCACGAUGGAGAUGGUGAAAGAAGCUCUGAAAGAGCUGGACUCCAGAAAGGGUGUUUCGGCUCAGGCCAUCCGGGGCUACGUCAAAGAGAAAUACACGACUGUGAAUGAGACACGGCUGAAGUUUUUGGUGCGACGAACCCUGAACAAAGGCAUCGAGACUGGAGUGUUUGUGAGACCUGCGAAUUCUGGGACGACAACGACAGGUGCCCAAGGGCGCUUUCGGAUUGCUGCCAAGACCAAAGCAAAGGAGGCCAAGACGCAGUCAAAAGAAAAUGUUGAUCCCAAUGUACAGAAAGCACCCAAAGCUAAGAAACCCAAGGCAACUAAAGCAGAGGGUCAAGGUAAAGUUUAUAGUUUCACACUGAGGAAAGUUGAGUCCAGUUUUGCUGCCCUACCUUUUGGUAGCACCCUCUUUGUAAAUCUGCAUAACACUGCAAAAUGA
Sinocyclocheilus grahami is the source of this 667-nucleotide messenger RNA. RefSeq names its product protein B4-like. Gene Ontology annotation, cellular component: nucleosome; nucleus. Gene Ontology annotation, molecular function: double-stranded DNA binding; nucleosomal DNA binding. The record is from RefSeq and is a predicted model, not a curated record. The coding region runs from base 86 to 667 and encodes 193 amino acids. Lineage: Eukaryota; Metazoa; Chordata; Actinopteri; Cypriniformes; Cyprinidae. The transcript is spliced from 4 exons. Gene Ontology annotation, biological process: nucleosome assembly; negative regulation of DNA recombination; chromosome condensation.